CAAGGAUUGUGUGUGUUGCCGCCAUGGCCGACCACGACGCGAACUCGCUCGAGUACGGGACGCCUUGCUUUGAGAAGUACACGAAAGUCCGGUGCAUAGGAGCGGGAACGUACGGCCGUGUGUAUGAGGCCAAGGACCGUGUCACUGGCGACGUCGUUGCGCUGAAGAAAAUCAAGACGUUGAACGAAUCUGAAGGUGUUCCAGUGACCACGCUUCGCGAAAUCGUGGCACUCAAGUCCUUGCGCCACCCAAACCUUGUCGAGAUGAAAGGUAUUGUCGUGAGCAAACAGAAAGACGAAGACGACGAAGAAGACGACGACUCGAAUGGACCCAGCAGCCAAGAUACCCGUAGCGAUUACGCCAACGGCAGCAUCUUUCUUGUGCUAGAGUUUGUCGCACACGAUUUGACAGGUCUGCUUCAAAGCAACCACACGUUUUCGGAGCUCGCCACCAAGUACAUCAUGCGACAGCUGCUGGAGGGACUCAAGUAUAUGCACGACCGUGAUGUCCUCCACCGCGACCUCAAGACCUCCAACAUCCUCCUCACUCCCGAUUACGUUGUGAAGCUGGCCGACUACGGACUCGCACGAACUUUGCGUUCGAAUUCCAAACUUACAAACAAGGUGGUGACAUUAUGGUAUCGCGCGCCAGAGCUCUUGCUGGGCUCGACAGAAUACGACGCGAGCGUGGACAUGUGGAGCGUCGGGUGUGUCUUUGCGGAGCUCUUCCUGGGGCGCCCGCUGUUUGCCGCAAAGACCGAGACAGAACAAAUGGUCAAGAUCAUUGACUUGUGCGGCACUUCUCUCGACGAAGUCAACGGUGUCGCCCACUUGCCCCACUUUGACAAGUUUCUCGGGCAAGAAAAGCCUCGGUCAAACGUUCUUCGUAGCAUGCUAAUGCGCAAAGCUUCUGAGCGCAACGUAACGUUGCCCAAGGGAUUUGUCGAGUUACUGGACAAGUUGCUGCAACUUGAUCCCAAGUCCCGGUUCAACCCGUCGCAAGCCCUCAACAGUGACUACUUCCACGUGCACCAUCCGCAGCUCCACCCGAAAGAAAAACCGACGAUGCUGCCGCCGAUCCCAGAAGCCAAUUGCCACGAAAUGUCAGCCCGCAAACUCAAGAAGGAAGGGAGCCAGGCUGUGCUAAGCGUCGCGGACCAGAGCAAGAAGAAGCUCCUUCAUGACAAAGCUAACGCAGUGCUGAGCGUCUUCGAACACACGAAAAAGCGCCCGCCGUCCAAGCCUCUGGUGACGAAGCAUUUUGGUAUCGCGCGUCCAUCGCAACAAGGAAUACCCGCGGACGCGGCAGAUGGUGGUGCAAAGCAGGCGUCCAGAAACCCGUCCAUCAACCAACCGGCGACCGCCGCGGGAAAGAGCGGAACGGCUCUCGCCCGACCACCCAAGCGAGCGAAGCGAGAGAGUGGAAGCCCAAGAAGUAGGAACUAAUUCAUGUGUGGUGGCUAAGCAGAUCUCGAUCGGCAUGUACAUAUGAGCAAACAAAAAGUCGCGGUCAGCCGUCGAUGGGACUUGCCCCAAAGAACGACUCGUGGUCCAUGCCCACAGC
Messenger RNA from Aphanomyces invadans, 1563 nucleotides. Its product is annotated as CMGC/CDK/CRK7 protein kinase. Gene Ontology annotation, biological process: protein phosphorylation; positive regulation of transcription elongation by RNA polymerase II. Gene Ontology annotation, cellular component: cyclin-dependent protein kinase holoenzyme complex; nucleus. Gene Ontology annotation, molecular function: cyclin-dependent protein serine/threonine kinase activity; ATP binding; RNA polymerase II CTD heptapeptide repeat kinase activity. The coding region runs from base 24 to 1445 and encodes 473 amino acids. The record is from RefSeq and is a predicted model, not a curated record. The transcript is spliced from 5 exons. NCBI's taxonomy places the organism in Eukaryota, Oomycota, Saprolegniomycetes, Saprolegniales, Verrucalvaceae.